CUGUGUGGUCAGGAUCAUUUCCGAUGAGAACGGCCAUUUUCUCUCUCUCCGGAUUUGUUCAUUUGCAACAGAUAUGGCCGACUAUUCAAACGUGGCUCCGCCGUCGGGAAAUGGCGCAGGAAUGAACGACGCUUUUAAAGACGCACUUCAGCGAGCAAGACAGAUUGCGGCAAAGAUCGGGGGGGACGGCGUGCCCCCCGCGGCGCCCUCAGGCAGUGAGUUUGGCUAUGGAGGCCAGAAGCGACCCCUUGAAGAUGCCGGUGAGUACGACCAACCAGAGACCAAGAAGGUGGCACCUAAUGACCCGUUCUCAACAGCGAUGGGGAUGGGAGGAAUGGGAGGUGGAGGAAUGGGAGGUGGAGGAAUGGGAGGUGGAGGACCACGAUCGUCGUCGGAGGAGUUCAAGGUUCCUGACGGAAUGGUUGGAUUCAUUAUUGGAAGAGGAGGAGAACAGAUAUCUCGCAUGCAACAGGAAGCGGGCUGCAAAAUCCAGAUCGCCCCCGACAGUGGAGGAAUGCCUGAUAGGUCGGUGACACUGACUGGAUCCCCAGACUCCAUACUAGCUGCCAAGAGGCUGCUGACGGAGAUUGUUGAUAAGGGUCGUCCUUCUCCAGCCUUCCACCACAACGAUGCUGGUGGCCCCGGUAUGUCUGUCCAGGAGAUGCUGGUCCCUGCCUCCAAGGCUGGCCUGGUCAUCGGGAAGGGAGGAGAGACCAUUAAACAGCUGCAGGAGAGGGCCGGGGUCAAGAUGGUCAUGAUCCAGGAAGGGCCUCAGAACACAGGAGCGGACAAACCUCUACGCAUCUCUGGGGAACCUUUUAAAGUCCAGCAAGCCAAGGACAUGGUGAUGGAGCUGAUCAGAGAGCAGGGCUUCAGGGAGCAGAGAGGAGAGUAUGGCUCCAGGAUGGGAGGAGGAGGAGGAGGAGGUGGCGGCGGUGGAGGAGGAGGAGGAGGAGAGGGUCUAGAUGUUCCUGUCCCCAGGUUUGCGGUAGGAAUCGUGAUCGGGAGAAACGGAGAGAUGAUUAAGAAGAUCCAGAGCGACACAGGAGUCAGGAUCCAGUUCAAACCAGAUGACGGCACUACCCCGGAGAGGAUAGCCCAGAUCAUAGGUCCUCCAGACCAGUCCCAGCAUGCAGCAGAAAUCAUCACUGACCUUCUGAGGAGUGUCCAGCAGGGGGGGCCGGGCGGUCCUAACGGAGGGGGCAGGGGGAGAGGCAGGGGGGGUAACGGGGGUGGUAACUGGAACAUGGGUCCUCCGGGAGGAUUGCAGGAGUUCACCUUCACCGUCCCGACCAUGAAGACUGGACUCAUCAUCGGCAAAGGGGGAGAGACCAUCAAGGGCAUCAGUCAGCAGUCUGGAGCGCGUAUUGAGCUCCAGAGAAAUCCUCCCCCCAACUCCGACCCCAACAUUAAGAUGUUCACCGUCCGAGGAUCUCAUCAACAGAUAGACUACGCACGGCAGCUGGUCGAGGAGAAGAUCGGGGGUCCAGUCAGUCCAAUGGGUGGUCCUCAUGGCCCACCAGGCCCCCACGGAGGUCCCUCUCCUCACGGGCCCCCCGGCCCACCUGGACCCCCUGCUCAGAUGGGCCCCUACAACCCCGGCCCCUACAACCAGGGACCCCCUGGACCACAUGGUCCUCCGGCUCCCUACCAGCCUCAGGGUUGGGGCAACGGCUUCCCCCAUUGGCAGCAAGGACAGCCAGACCCUGGUAAAGCUGCAGCUGAUGCCAACGCGGCGGCCUGGGCAGCGUAUUACUCCCAGUACCAGCAGCAACCCCAGGCCCCCAUGACGCCCACCGGCGGUGCACCCGGCAACCCACAGGCCAAUGGGCAAGGUCAGCAACCACAGGACUACACUAAGGCCUGGGAAGAGUACUAUAAGAAACAAGGUCAAGCUGCCCCCCAGGCAUCAGCAGCAGCCGGUCAGCCAGGCGGUCAGCCAGGCGGUCAGCCAGGCGGUCAGCCAGGCGGUCAGCCAGACUACAGUGCUGCCUGGGCAGAGUACUACCGUCAACAGGCUGCUUACUACGGACAGGGCAGCCCACAGGCCAUGGGGGCCCAGCCGCAAGCACCUCAGGGCCAGUAAUGUGAAGUGGACAAAAAAAAGCUCAUGCUACAUUGUCAAAAAAAAAAAAAACAAAAAAAAGCCCUUUUUUUGUUACAUGUGUUGGAUGGUGCAGAUGACGUCUUGAUGAAGAUCUUAAUACCCCCCCCCCACCCCCGCCCCUCUGGUUGGUUUACAAAAAAAAAAAAAUGUUUCACAAUAGAUGUGAUGACCACGAAGUCACUCCGGAGACACGACACAAACCGCCGUCCUAUUUAUCUCUUUUGUUUGUUGAUUUUCUUGUAAAUUAACGGUUUUGUUUUUAGUGAGGUAAUAUGGUGAUUUCUAUUCUUCUGUCUAUUCUUCCUGUUAUUAUCUCUAGUCGUCUUACCAUGUGAUAUCAGCUCCAUUUUUAAAUAAUAUGCCUGUGUUUUGCAAUAAACUAAAGUGAAACCUA
Molecule: messenger RNA, 2501 nt
Organism: Oncorhynchus gorbuscha (pink salmon)
Lineage: Eukaryota; Metazoa; Chordata; Actinopteri; Salmoniformes; Salmonidae
Product: far upstream element-binding protein 1-like
Exons: 17
Coding region: 74-2086 (670 amino acids)
Biological process (GO): regulation of DNA-templated transcription
Cellular component (GO): cytoplasm; nucleus
Molecular function (GO): mRNA binding
Source: RefSeq, a predicted model, not a curated record